Molecule: messenger RNA, 3332 nt
Organism: Polypterus senegalus (gray bichir)
Lineage: Eukaryota; Metazoa; Chordata; Cladistia; Polypteriformes; Polypteridae
Product: putative POTE ankyrin domain family member M
Exons: 20
Coding region: 6-1808 (600 amino acids)
Molecular function (GO): protein binding
Source: RefSeq, a predicted model, not a curated record
AUGACAUGGGCACGUUUUUAAGAUCAGUAUGGAAUAAAAUUGUAAACAAAGAUCGGUUACAUAAAGCUGCUGCGGAAGGGGAUCUUUCAAAGGUUAAGGAGCUCCUUUCGGACAUUGAAGUUAAUCAAAGGGAUAAAAAUAACAGAACGGCAUUGCAUAUGGCUGCUGCUAAAGGACAUGUAGAAGUUAUCCGUCUUCUUGCAGAAAACAAUGCAAAUCUCAACUUGUGGGAUAAUUCUGGAGAAACGCCUCUUAUGACAGCUGUUACACGGCAGAAACGAGAGUGUGCAUUUUUACUCUUGGAUCUGGGUGCAGACACAGGCAUUGUAAGUCACCAUGAGGACACAGUUUUGCACCAUGCUGCUGCAGCAUCUGAUAUUGCCUUGGCCGCAAGACUGCUUGAGAUAAAAACAAUGGCAAAAAACAUUGAUUUCAAAAAUCGGGAUCUGUAUACUCCUUUACAUCUAGCAGUAGCAUGGAAUCAUAAAGAAAUGGUCGAGUUUCUACUGAAAAUGGGAGCUGAUAUAAACUCUGUCUCUGUUUAUAAAAGGACUCCUUUAAUGUUUGCUGCCAUUUAUGGAUAUCCCAGCAUUGUUAAACUACUUUUGCAGUAUAAUGCAGGGAUAUGUGUGACAGAUGUUGAAGGAAUGACUGCAAAUGAUUUUGCCGUGAUGCUUAAAAAUAAUGAAUGUUCCAAGAUAAUAAUGGAAUAUGCAGACAUAAAGGUCUUCCCAAAAUGCAAUUGUUACCAUUGUUGUGAGCAGUGGGUUCCUGUUAUUGAAAUGAAAAAGCCAGCUAUUUUACGAAAAAUGCUUCGGUUACAGAAGGAAGAGAUGGACAAAUCGGCAGCCAAUAUACUAUCGCCUGAUGAAGAGCAGUUUGGCAAGAGUGUUAGUUCGUUAUUGCCUCCGUGCCUUGGAAAACAAGAUCUGGAAAACCAGGAAGUGAAGGAAGUUGAAGAUUCUGGAUUGACCCAAUCACCAACAAAGCUAACAAAAAAAGUGAAGGGUGAAGAAAGGUUGAAAACAAAGCUAAAAAAGCAAUCAAAGGAAACCGAAGGAUCCUUCUCCUUAAUGAAGUCACCUGUAAAUAAAAAGAAAAAAGCAAAGGAAGAUAAAAUACCAGCUUACAUUAAAUCACCUUCAGUCUUAAAGAAGCAUAUUGAGAUUACCCCACAGUUGCAUCCAGGCAUCUAUAAAAAAGAAUCCCCAACUCCUUCAGUUGUAAAGAAUGUUAUAAUGGAAGACCAGAAGAAACAUGUGAAGGAAGUAGAAAUACCAGAGUGCUUUCAAAUGCCUCAAUACCAGAAGAGGGAAGAGGAGGAAGUAGAAACACCAGAGUGCUUUCAAAUGCCUCAAUACCAGAAGAGGGAAGAGGAGCUUUCUAGAAACUGUCUAUUGCAUUAUCAGGGCAGAUCACAAGAACCUUCUGCAGAUGAUCUAAUGAAAUCAAAUGAAAAGGGCAAAGAGGAACCCCGCUUGCUUAAUGUUUCUAAGGAAUGCAGCCCUUGUGUUUGCAUCUGUCACUUAAGAAAUGCUUCCAAGAAGUCUGGUAACUCCCAUGUAAACAAGCAGAAGUCAAAAAUGCAAAAAUCUUCAAGCCAGCAAUCAGGUAAUUUACUUCAAAAUGAAGUAAAAAUGGCAUUGAUUAGUGUACUGUCAUCAGAUAAUUGUAGUUCACAUUUCUUAAACAUGAAACAAGUAUGCAGUGGGGAGUUGAAAUGUACUUUCAAGCUGUUGGACAGGUUGGUAUUGCCCACUUUCUUUUGCUUUGGCACACAAUUGUUUUUUUUUUUUUUUACAAGGUAGCGGCCUUUUCCAUGGACACUUAAUUUCAGCUAAAGUGUAAGUACUCAGAAACAGGGGCCCUCUUUGGAAUGCAGCCCCUGGGUCUCAUCUGAUAUGACCAAUUGAUUACAUCCAACUGCCAUCCAGUGAUGUCUCUGCAUCAUUUAAACUCUUUGUCAGUAAACAGAGACUCAACUCAACCAAUGAACAAAAAUUACAUCAACUGUCAACCAAAACAGUUGCGCUUAUGUGCACCUAAGAAACUAACAGAAAAAUGUGCACUCGUAGUCCAUUGCAAGCAAUAGCUGUUUGCAGGCUCCCUGGCCUUAACUUAUAUUCUGCAGCAGGACCUAUGGCUGCAACAAAAGCUGGAGCAACUCCUUUUAUUCUAAAAGGUAAAUUUGCUGGAGUUGAUAUUCACCCAUCAUAGAUUUAGACAUGUGUGCAAUGAUUCCAAAUAGACUUCCAAAGAGACCCAAGUAAAGCAAGGUGUUCAUUUUGCUGAAGAAGGGAGUGGAUUAAUCACUGAUUGCCCACUAUUUGCAUGUUUUAUGAUAGCAAACGUGGACCAUCCUGUGUAAAAACUUCAACACAAACUACAAUAAUACCUGAAACCACAAGGUGUGAUUAGAGCAAAGAAGGAGAACAGCAUCUCAACAAAGAAAGAAACAGCACACUAAACAUCCUUUUGCAUGUAUUGGGGAAAGCUGCAUCUAAAGUAAUCACGACAAAGUGUCAGUUAUACCUGAAAUCAACAAGAACUGAACCAAAACAUAAGUACUGUUUGAUAUUGUCCUUUAUCUGUAUGUACUGCACUUGCCUAUACCUAUCUUCUCCUUAAGUUGUAAAUAAACUAUUUACUGUAUUGCAGUGUCUUGGUAACUGUAAGAAAAUUGUACAGUUUGAAAAAUGUAUAAUGCUGAGUUAGUUCUGGAAGAAUCUACCUACUGUAUAUAAAUUGACAAAAGUAUGCUGGGCCCCAAAUUGUGUAAUGGGUACAACCUAGCAUCCACCUCUGUGCCUUGCUGCUAUGUGAUAUGCUGGGAAACAGUCACCAAAGCACACAGCACUCUGAUGGUUGGUGAUUGUGGUUAUCAACCAGUCACAACACUUGGUACUCCCAGUACUCAGUCUUCCAGAAACAGUUUGCACUGUUAGCACUAGACACCCUCAACUCUAAAAUGGAUACAUGAUCAUAAAUUACAAAAUGAAUGGAUGGAGUUUCACAGAAUGGACAUAAAGAGUGAUGACUCCUGCCAAGCUGGUGAUCUUUGCAUCUUUUGCAAUGGGACACCAAUAUUUACUGAAGUCCAUCCUGGCUCAACUUAGGCACUGCACAAGCAUUCAAUGCAAGUAUUGUACCCAGGCAGUUUAAAGUUAGUGCAAAUCAUAGCCCAGAAUAAAUUGCUAUAAAAGUGUUUUACAAUAGUUGCUUUUAUCCUGAAACAAUGCCAAUGUCAAAUAUUCUUUGGUAGAACAACUUAAAGAAAUGAAGAGAUGAUUCAGUGGGAUGCAAAAGUUUGGGCAACCUUGUUAAUGGUCAUU